Labeo rohita (rohu) is the source of this 5143-nucleotide messenger RNA. RefSeq names its product PPARGC1 and ESRR induced regulator, muscle 1 (gene perm1a). NCBI's taxonomy places the organism in Eukaryota, Metazoa, Chordata, Actinopteri, Cypriniformes, Cyprinidae. The transcript has 5 exons. The record is from RefSeq and is a predicted model, not a curated record. Gene Ontology annotation, biological process: response to muscle activity; regulation of DNA-templated transcription. The coding region runs from base 247 to 4593 and encodes 1448 amino acids. Gene Ontology annotation, cellular component: nucleus; cytoplasm.
AGUACUUAUGUUGACAGAAUCUGUCGACAUGUACGCUAACGUUUUUGGGUCAGCUAACAGAGGGUGACGAGUACAGGCCCACCUGAGGGCCUGUGGUGUACCUCUCUUACUCGGAAGGACACACUUCAAAGGGCAUUCACUAUGCCUCAGGCUACUGAAGUGGUCUGACAGGCUAACUGCUCUGGGACUUUUGCACUUUCACACCACUGAACAGAUUCAGAGCUGCCUGUGUAUCGACCAUUCACAAUGGACGACUUUGAAUACAGUGUGCACAUCUCCGACCAAGACUGGGACUGUUUUUUUCAGGAGUGUGAGGACUGUAACCUGCUCUCUCCUGGGCUCGCAAGCCGAGAGGACUCGGGUAUGAGUGACAUUGAUGAGAUGGGCUGCCUCUUUCGAAGCAGGAACCCGGCCAUGGGCACAGCAUCCACAGACCCUGAUCCAGACCUUCAGAUUGAUGGCCCGCCAGACUGUGAGGGUUCACCAGUCGGUAAUUACCUCAGCAAGUACGGAAUACGUAGUCCAGAGCAGGUUCUCUCUGGCAGUGAGGAAGACUUGCACCUUCAGACUGUCAAUCUAUUUUUUGAGCAGUUAAAAAGUGUCACAGAAAACCAGCAGCCUUUGGAACAAAGCCAUGUUGUCAUUCGUGGAAACGAGAAGAUGGGCCAUCUGGAGGGUUUGAUUGAUAAGCAGGAUAUUCUGUCUGUGGACACAGGUCCAUCUGGCCGAAAUAAGCCCAGUCUUAGAGGAGAAAUCACUAAAAAGGGUGUGGCUAAUACCUGGAGCGAUAAAGCCUCAGUAAAAGCUUUAGGGAUCACAUCCGCUAAUGCGCAAGAACAUGCAUCAAAGUCUGACACAGAGCUAGUCAUUGGAAGGAAGCCAUUGACUACACCCCUAAUUACAGUGAGAAUGAAGCAAGAGCAACAAGGAAGAUAUAACGGUCUCAGCAAAAAUCUAGAGCUAACACCUGAAACAAAGCCACCUGACAAAGAGAAAAUGGUAGUGGUUAUUAAAAAAGACAUGACUGAUACAUAUCCAGCAAGACAAAACAUUGCUCAGCUGGAUGCCAUAAGUAGUUCUGACUCGAGAGAUUCACCAUUUGGUCAGAUACCAGUGUCACCUUCCAGAAGAAAGAGGAGGAAGAAGAAGAGAAUGAGUGUUGAACCAUUAGAGCAAGGACAUGAGGCUCAGAUCCACAUUCGUCAAAGUGAAUCAGAGGAAGAGAGAUUUAUUCAGCGGAAAGAGAUAAGCAACUUCCCUGCAAAUGUCUGGAAGACAGAGCACCUGUCACUUCAAAGAAUCAAAACACCUUCUAUCGUGCAUAAUACAGAUCAUUUACAGCUUAGAAAUACAUUUGACUUGGAGGCUGAUUUUAAGUUUUCAAAAAGCUUGCCAGUAUCUUUUAUCAGUGAUUUAGGCGCCACACUUCCCAAGCCAGAAGUUGGACACAUAAGCUUUAAUACUAUUUCCAAAAGCAUGCAUGAUACGUCCCUUGUAAACAAUGGACAAUUGAAAGCAAAGAUUUGUGAGCUCUCAUUAUUACCCCAGACCGAUAAAGUUCUGAAUAUAAAAGAAAAUGAAAUAGAUAUAACCGAAUCCCUUCAAUGUGAUCCUGCUGUACACUUACGAGAGAGCAGGACCGAUAUUAAAGAGACCUUAUCAGCACCUCUAAGUGAUAAUUCUGAUGCAGGAUGUCAGAGGAAAUCCUUAUUAUCUCCUAGCGUUUCCAGUGCUGUUGAUUUAACGGAGCCUCCUUCCUUUACAGUCUCUUUUAAAUUGACUGAGGACAAAGAUUUAUCCUGUUUAGGAAAUGAGACUGACUGUUCUCCAAUAAAAAAUGAACGGACAGUUCCAAGCAGUUGUAAUAUAGUAGAGAUUUCAGCCACCAAAGAAAGCAGCUUGUCUUUAACUGACAAUAUUGAUAGAGCAGAAUCUUGUUCAGAUGGAAACAGUGCAGAAAUCUUUAUUUGUUCAUUGGAGGAUUCUCAAAAACAGGAGGCAUGUGUUCACGAGAACAUUUCAGAAUCUCAAAUCACCAAAGAAAGCAGCUUGUAUUUAACUGACAACACUGAUAGAGCAGAAUCUUGUUCAGAUGGAAACAGUCAAGAGCCCUUUACUUGUUCACAGGAGGUUUCUCAGAAACCGAAAGCAUGUAUUCAUGAGAAAAUUUCAGAAUCUCAAAUCACCAAAGAAUGCAGCUUGUCUUUACUUGACAAAAUUGAUAGAGCAGAAUCUUGUUCAGAUGGAAACAGUCCAAAAACCUCUACUUGUUCAUUGGAGGUUUCUCAAAAACAGAAAGUGUGGAUUCAUGAUAACAUUUCAGAAUCUCAAAUCACCAAGGAAAGCAGCUUAAAUUUAACUGACAACAUUGAUAGAGCAGAAUCUUGUUCGGAUGGAAACGGUCCAGAACCCUUUACUUGUUCACAGGAGGUUUCUCAAAAACCGAAAGCAUGUAUUCAUGAGAAAAUUUCUGAAUCUCAAAUCACCAAAGAAAGCAGCUUGUUUUUACUUGACAAAAUUGAUAGAGCAGAAUCUUGUUGGAAUGGAAAAGAUCCAGAAACCUUAACUUGUUCACGGGAAGCUUCUCGAAAACCGAAAGCAUGUAUUCCUGAGAACAUUUCAGAAUCUCAAAGCCAUUUGACCUCUCAAGUCAUUGAAAUAAACACGAAUAUACCUGUAAAUGAGACAGAUGCAAUGACUGAGAGUCAUAUGUCUGAUAAUAUUGAUCAUGGAACAGAUGAAGAUCAUAUCCAAAGCAGAAAUGAGACUAGUGAGGUGUUAAUUGUGAAUGCCACACCCUUAAAGACAGGGAAUUCGGAUGAAUCAGACGAUAUGAGAGACAUUAGUGAUAACGAAGUUGUUGUUUCAGCUAGUGAACAGCUAUUCUGUGGCAAGCCCUUCAGAUCUAGUGAAGACACAUAUGGCCCUACAGAAGAAAUGCUCAGUGAAGGUCCUACUCAAGAUGUUUCAGAGUUGCCUCAAAAUAUGGUUGAUGAAAUUGAGGACUCUUCUUCCGCUGAGUGUAAAAGUGAAGGCAACGAUCUAGAGAGUGUUUCUCUUGAUGCUUCAAAUCAACUUCCAUGUCCUGUGUUUGCUAUCUCCUCCUUUUGGAAUGAAAUGGAGAAGCUAACCAUCAAUGACAUACUUCGUCUACGGUUGAUCAGUAAUGCCCAGCACCCCAGCAUUUUGACCCAGCCUGAGGAUGGUAGCAUAGUAGACACUACAGAUGCAGCAGACUCGGGCUACUUUACACAACCUGACGACUCCAAGCCGGACCGCUUAAGUGGAGACAUGUCUUACAUAUCUGAUCUGGAUGAAGACCUCGCACAGCUUCAAACCCCAUUUCCUUCCAAACAAGAGGACGAGUUGAGUGAGUGGGCGAGUCGAGUUCCUAGCUCUUGUGAUGUGAUGUGGGAGAAUGAUUCAGAUCCAGUUGUUGUAGGUGAUGAAGUGGUGCAUAUAAGUUCUGAAACCGCUCUUCCUGAACAUCUCUACACGGCUAAUGCUCAGCAGUGCUUCAGGAGAAUGUGCAAGAAUAUGUCUGUGCAGAACCUGCAAGCUCUAGAUACUCAACCAAUCAGACAAAUCUUGAGAAAUGCUUCAAUGCAUUCAAUCCAUUCAGAGGUAGAUGAUGACUUAAUGGAUCCUUUCUACCAUCUGAACACUUCAGGCUCAAAGAUCUUUUCUGAUGAUGAAGAAGAGAUGGAGAGCAGUGGUGUAACAGUUUCUGAAAUAAUCCAGUUUUUCUUUGGGGAGGAUGAACCUGAAAGAUGUCCAUCUCGUGGAGAUAACAUAGCUGCCUCAUACCUUGAUGGAACGGGCACCUCUUUGCCUGAAACGUAUGACCAUUUCUUCUCCGAGUUUGAUGCAAUUGUGGAAGAGUCAGGUGGUGAUAAAAUGGUACCCAUAUUUUCCUGCUCCCGCUCGACUAACAGAAACCUUCAGUUCCCAGAGGCAUAUGACUAUUUCUUCCCUGACUCCCCUGGGAGUUCAGAUGAAGAUGAUGAGAAUGACAACGCAGCAGUCAAGGUAGUGACACGGUAUGAUUAUAAGUCUCCCAACCAUGAUGCUGUUGACAUGUACGAGCACUUCUUUUCUGAAGAUGAGAGCGACUUCCUCUGGACGAGCCCGGUUUCGCUUAGAAAAGUUAGACGUACGGGUUUUACAGUACCUGAAGAGAAGACAUGUUCUGGGGAACUUGUCCCUGUGAAGACAUUUCCCAAAGGAAUCAUUCAACCUAAAAAUGCUAUGAGCCCUGAUGGGAGCCCCUUCCCAGAUUCCUUGCUCUUCAAUAUGGAGAACCGCAUCUUCCAGCAGCUGGCUGAACAACAGAAGAAGUGUAUGGAGAUGCAAACAGCUGUCGCUGAUCCAAGGUUGGAUGCUCCGUUCUUGCCUCUGAAACAGGCAGACAUGUGCUUGGUUUGUAUUGCUUUUGCCUCAUGGGUGCUAAAAUCAACUGGAUCAGGAGGAGACACCUGGAAAGCUGCUCUUCUUGCGAACGUCAGUGCACUCUCUGCCAUACGGUACCUGCGCAGACACAAGAGGGAGGAGGUCUCUGGAAAAAUUCCUUUGCGUCAGAUAGAGCCAGCAUAACUCCGUAGCAUAGCCUCCAGAUCUGAUUUCAGUCACAUCUCCCUUUUUCCAUGUAGUCCAAACGGGUGAUGGCGUAUGUCAAACGUGCAUGCACAACUUUUUCCAUCAUUCAUACUAUAUAUUAUUAUGAUUAACACUCUGAUGCGUGUUUAUUGCUGAUGAACUCAGUUAAUAUACAAUAGAUAGCAAAAACUGUGACUUCAGGCCAGUGGCAUUUCAAUAAUCUGCAUAUCCAGAUUUAAAAAAAACAAUGUAGUUUGUUUAUGAAAUGACCAAAAACCUUUAUCUGAUUGGUUUGCAGUGAAUGCUGUUGUGCGUUGUGAUGAGAGCAGCAGUAUGUUGAUUAAUAUUUGAUAGUGAGAUGCUUUUGGAGGUGUUAUGAUGAAGAUGGACAUGUGUCUGAAUAAGUGUACUUGUGGAGAGAUUGUAAUGGAAGAGCUAAUGUCUAUGUGCAAUAGACAGUUUAUUAUUCUACUGGGAUACAGGAUUUUUUGCUGGGCCAAAUUAUUUUGGUGUAUUUAUAGACCAUCUAAAUAUUAAAUCAUAUACC